Molecule: messenger RNA, 5078 nt
Organism: Chionomys nivalis (European snow vole)
Lineage: Eukaryota; Metazoa; Chordata; Mammalia; Rodentia; Cricetidae
Gene: Rhobtb2
Product: Rho related BTB domain containing 2
Exons: 10
Coding region: 520-2706 (728 amino acids)
Biological process (GO): small GTPase-mediated signal transduction
Molecular function (GO): GTP binding; GTPase activity; protein binding
Source: RefSeq, a predicted model, not a curated record
UUUGCUUUUUUUGUGAAUGAAAAAAGGAGGUCGUGAGCGGUCCCCGGGACUGCGGCGUUCGGCGUCUUAAGGCUGCGCGCGUGCGGCGGCCUCGCCCGGCACCUCGCUCACCAGCGCACCGCCCGCAACCUCCGCAGCGCAGCCGGGCGGCGGCGCGGCCCAGCGGCCGGAGGUCCGAGCGGCGGCGCGCAGUCCGGCUCCACGAGCCUCCAUGACAUUGGGCGCCCGGGGCGCGCGGAGAUGCUGAUCCGGAAGAGGCAGUGGCUGCAGUGCAGCGCGCGAGGCUGCUCACGCGCCGCGGUUCGGCCUGGGCUGCUGUGCCAGAGUUUCUGAUCGCACCCGAACAGGGACCCCAGGAGACUGGAUCCCCAGCACAGAGCAGCGGCGUCGGCGGCGCCCCAACUUGCUUGCACGCGCGGAGUGACCCCAGACAUCUCACUAAAAUGAGCGUGCUUAGCAGGAAGAGAUGUGUUCCCUACACUAGAAAUUACCCCGUCACAUGUAGUGGUGUCCCAAUUAAUGGAUUCUGACAUGGAUUAUGAAAGACCAAACGUAGAGACCAUCAAGUGCGUGGUGGUGGGGGACAACGCGGUGGGCAAGACCAGGCUCAUCUGUGCCCGGGCCUGCAAUGCCACCCUCACCCAGUAUCAGCUUCUUGCCACCCAUGUGCCCACAGUGUGGGCCAUUGACCAGUAUCGAGUAUGUCAGGAGGUGCUAGAGCGCUCCCGAGAUGUGGUAGAUGAUGUCAGUGUCUCCCUGCGCCUCUGGGACACCUUUGGAGACCACCACAAAGACCGGCGGUUUGCUUACGGAAGAUCCGAUGUGGUGGUUCUGUGUUUCUCCAUUGCCAACCCCAAUUCCCUCCACCAUGUCAAGACCAUGUGGUACCCGGAAAUCAAGCAUUUCUGCCCCCGAGCUCCUGUCAUUCUGGUGGGCUGUCAGCUGGACCUUCGCUAUGCUGAUCUGGAAGCCGUUAACCGGGCCAGGAGACCCUUGGCUAGGCCCAUCAAGCCCAAUGAGAUCCUCCCCCCAGAGAAGGGUCGGGAAGUGGCCAAGGAGCUGGGGAUCCCUUACUACGAGACCAGCGUGGUGGCCCAGUUUGGUAUCAAAGAUGUCUUUGACAAUGCCAUCCGGGCCGCACUCAUCUCCCGCCGCCACCUGCAGUUCUGGAAAUCUCAUCUGCGCAAUGUGCAGCGGCCUCUACUGCAAGCACCCUUCCUGCCCCCCAAGCCACCGCCCCCCAUCAUCGUGGUGCCCGACCCCCCCUCCAGCAGUGAGGAGUGCCCCGCCCACCUCCUGGAAGACCCGCUCUGUGCGGACGUCAUCCUGGUGCUGCAGGAGCGCGUGCGCAUCUUUGCCCACAAGAUCUACCUCUCCACCUCCUCCUCCAAAUUCUAUGACUUGUUCCUCAUGGACCUGAGUGAGGGGGAGUUGGGGGGCCCCUCAGGGCCAGGGGGCCCCCGCCCAGAGGACCAUCGGAGCCACCCUGAGCAACACCACCAUCAUCACCAUCACCACCACGGGCGGGACUUCCUGCUUCGGGCAGCCAGCUUUGAUGUGUGCGAGAGUGUGGACGAGCCUGGGGGCUCUGGUCCUGCUGGCCUCCGGGCUUCAACCAGUGAUGGGAUCUUAAGGGGUAAUGGAACGGGGUACCUGCCUGGCAGAGGGCGUGUGCUUUCUUCCUGGAGCCGAGCUUUUGUGAGUAUCCAGGAAGAGAUGGCGGAGGAUCCUCUGACCUUCAAAUCCCGGCUUAUGGUGGUGGUGACGAUGGAUAGCUCUAUUCAGCCGGGACCCUUCCGGGCUGUUCUCAAGUACCUGUACACAGGGGAGUUGGGUGAGAAUGAGCGAGACCUCAUGCACAUCGCCCACAUUGCCGAGCUGCUAGAGGUCUUUGAUCUACGUAUGAUGGUGGCCAACAUUCUCAACAACGAGGCCUUCAUGAAUCAGGAGAUCACCAAGGCCUUCCAUGUCCGCCGGACCAACCGGGUUAAGGAGUGCUUGGCAAAGGGCACCUUCUCAGAUGUGACCUUCAUCCUGGAUGAUGGGACCAUCAGCGCCCAUAAACCCCUACUGAUUUCCAGCUGUGACUGGAUGGCUGCCAUGUUUGGGGGGCCAUUUGUGGAGAGUUCUACCAGGGAGGUGGUGUUCCCGUACACGAGCAAGAGCUGCAUGCGAGCCGUGCUGGAGUACCUCUACACGGGCAUGUUCACCUCCAGCCCAGACCUGGAUGACAUGAAACUCAUCGUCCUAGCCAACCGCCUCUGCCUGCCGCACUUGGUCGCCCUCACAGAGCAGUACACAGUGACCGGGCUGAUGGAAGCAACCCAGAUGAUGGUGGACAUCGAUGGGGAUGUCCUUGUGUUCCUGGAACUGGCACAGUUCCACUGUGCCUAUCAGUUGGCUGACUGGUGUCUCCACCACAUCUGCACCAACUACAACAACGUGUGCCGCAAGUUUCCCCGAGACAUGAAGGCUAUGUCCCCAGAAAACCAGGAGUACUUCGAGAAGCACCGGUGGCCGCCAGUCUGGUACCUGAAAGAAGAGGACCACUAUCAGCGUGCGCGGAAGGAACGCGAGAAAGAGGACUACUUACACCUGCGGAGGCAGCCCAAGCGGAGGUGGCUGUUCUGGAACAGUCCCUCAUCACCGUCCUCCUCAGCAGCGGGCUCGGCGUCCCCGUCCUCCUCCUCCUCGGCCGUGGUCUGAGAUGCAGCCACCCACUUCUGAUCCUGCUGCUGUUGUCCUCAUUAGCCCUUGUCCUUCUGCUCUUCUUUACCAUCCUCUCCACCCGACAGGGCACGAGGGAACUCACCUAACAAGGGCCCUACGGGCAGAGCCGUUCUCACCAGCCAAUGUGGCUCAGGCCAAGAGGAGCCCGGCCCUGCAGAUCAGAACAGGGUCCACCUCCAAUUCCAGGCAGAGCAGGAAGACAUCUGCCCCGAGGUGGGGAGCAGGGCGGAGCUCAGAGCUCUGGUGUUUUCUCUCUGGACUUGACAAUAGAGCCAAUGGAGGAAAACUUCCCUGGACGUGGGCUUGUCUGUAUUGGUCUCUGCUUUGGCCGGGGAGGCAGUUUCCUCCCCAUGUUUUUUUCACCAACAGACUUGAGGGUAGCACGUAUUCUGUGCAGGGUUACAAGAGUUCCGUGAGCAUUAAAUACCCCGCUUGAGAAGUCAGGGUAGGAAAGAAGUCUGCAGAGCCCAUGUCAUGAGUUAUGGCUGCUGGGGGCGGGGGAGGAUGGUGUAAAGUGCAUCCUGCUAGCAUCUUUUAGGGGCCACAGGCUAUGCACAUCUAGCGGCAGGUGGCAGCGUUGAUUUAGGGUUCAGGUUUGAGGGCGGUACCUCUUAGUCCUAUGAGAUUUCCUCUACCUCGCCCCUCCUGCACUCCUCACAUUUUGAACGUGAAAGGAGAAGGGGGAAGGGUGGGCGCUUUGCUCAGCAAUCCCAUGAUCCUUUAGGCCUCUUCCCCUGUCUCUGGGUAGCGCUGCUUUUUUAUGGGGCAGGGCAAAAGCAGCCCAACAAAUGACAACCAAACUCAAAAGGAAAUCACCACCAAGACCACUCUAUCCUCUGUAUCCUCCCCACCCCGUCCCGCCCCAAAGAUUGAAGUUCCAAAAAGAGACCCUGUAGGGUAUGCAUUUUCCUAAAGCGGAACUCAGGCCUUUACAAUAAUGUGGACACAAAGGGCUAAUGGUCCCAGCUACUGCAAUGCCUUUCGGGAGAGGACUCAAGUCCCCUCCAUAUCCGAGGAUGCUGUUGCCCAAGGUUGCAGGCUUGCAGGGAAGGUUUUAGCUUCCAGGCCUAAGUGACUUUGGACCUUUUCCAUCUUGAUGCAGGCUAGCCUUCUCUUCCAAGGGUGACUUCACAGGAUAGAUGGGAGCUUGUGCUUCCGGGGAUGGGAUGGGCAGGGUGGGAGGCGUUCGGCAGGGGUUAAGUGUCAGGAAAGGACACACUGGGGAACAGGCCACACAGCACGACCUGGUACUGGCUGAGGAUAAAGGGAAGGAGAGAGCGGGAGAGCUGAGCGGGAAGGAAACGAUGUUAGUCCAGGGAGGAAUCUGGGUGACUGAAGAAUGUACACAGUGACUUGAAGCCCCCAUGGGACAAACACUGGGCCUCAGUUGACCCUUUCCAUUUCGUAAUUAUAAUCCAUAUUCAGCUCCUUUGACCAUAUUUUAGACUUGAAGUGGAGGUACAGGGACCUGGAUAGGUUGCUUAGGUCUGGGAUUAAAGCAAACCCAGAAACAAAUGCAACCCUACAGUUGUAUGGUACUGGGACCUAGAGUUCUGAUCUUGUGUCAGAAGGAAUAGGCAGUAGCCCCUCUCACCUGGUACUGAGCCCCAUAGUCUGAACCUGGAACCACCAAGACUGCAGCUGCCUUGUGGUCAAGGCCUCCAGAGUCGCUGGCUGGGGAAGUGUGUUGUGUGCUGCCCUCUGCUGGCUAGUGUGCCCUCCUGCAGCUGAAUUCUAAAUGACUUCAAGUGUGAAAGGGCAUGUCAGCCUGCCUCUCAUCCCUUCCUUUGAGGACAGAGAGAGGGAUGCAUCUCCUGGGAGCUAAGGAAGAAGUAGAGUCCAGUCCUAAAGAGCAAGGGGAAUCAGGUCUCUCAAUCGAGCAUCACUGGUGAGGAGGAUGGACAGGCCAGUGGGAGAAAGGGAGGAUUUAUGGAGUUGGAGGGAGGUCAAGGAAGACCAUGCCUCACCCAGGCCAAUUUACCCCUCAGGGACCCACCCCCAAUCCUCACAUCUGUCAGAGUGUCAGGUAAGCCCUACCGUCUAGUAGAACCACCCGGGGGGGGGGGGUCUGUGAAUGAGCAGACGAGAGGACAUGCAAAGCCCCUUAGUCCAUGGGUGCUCUGGAUUCCAGGGAGACAGAAGCAGGAGAUACUUCAGUGCGGGGCAAGCCUGUGACAUGAAAGCCCCCCAGCAGGGGUCAGUGACACAAGAACAUGCUCCCCUGGACUAUGUCACUCAGUAUUGUGUUAGCGGAUGGGGGCACAAACAAACAAACCCACACCUUUUUAUAUAAGGUUUCAUAUUUAAUUUGGUCAUGAAUUCAUAAUACAUGAGUAUUUUGUACCUAA